UCGUCGUCAACAGCCGUCAAACAAGAUUACAACGAGUACAUGUGGACUAUGCGAAAGGAGUUCCACGAUCCAGAACCGUACGUGUGCGAUACUUCAUCCAACAUUGUGGAACGGGACAAUCUGACCAACAGCGGUCGCGAGUGUUGUACGACGAUCGAUUUGAAGCCCACCAACGGAGUUGCUGUAAGAAAGAGCGAUGUCAUCGUCCCACGGCCAGCACGGCGAUCAUCAGUGCAAUUGUUCAAAAACGGUGAUUGCAACGCAAUCGUUAGAUGAGCUGGAGUUUGAGCGUGGAAUAUGGUCUGCUGCAAUCGAUAAUGAUGAACAUAAAUUGAGAUCACUUAUUGGGAAGGGUCAUUUAUUUGAUAGGGAUAGUUCAGGAUAUACUGCAUUACACUACGCUGCACGAAGUGGUCACGUCCUAAUGUGCCGCAUUUUGCUGGACAGUGGUAUUGGUGUGGACGAAACUACGCAUGGGGGUGCCACGGCACUUCACAGGGCUGCAAUGAUGGGUCAUCAACAAAUAAUCGACCUUCUAUUGGCACGAAAAGCCGAUCCUCUACUGCAGGACAGUGACGGAAAAACGGCACUGCACCGAGCAGCUGAACGGGGUCACCUUGAAGUCUGUUCCACCUUGAUCCGGCAAAAUGAUACGGCAGCAACGAUACGCGACCACAAAGGAAACACACCAACCGAUUCUAUCGAUCUACAUUCACCACAUUAUGCAAAAUUGAAAACUCUCUUAAGUGAAACAGCAAACCAAGGCAGCAGAUCACUCCAGUGCUCAUAGCAUGGUAUAACGUUGGGAUUUUCGGUCUUCCUGUAACUUUACUUCGUAGGAUAUGUCCUCAUCUGUUGAAGAAUGUUCAAAAUAAAUUUGCGCAAAAUUGAACGGAUAUAUUUUUUAGGACGGACGGGUCUUUUUCAGGUUUUGUACUGCAGCAAAGCAUUAGCACCACUAACAAAUUAAAUGACGCAUAAACAGUUUUGUGAUAAAUAUCUGAAAUGAUGUAUUCUAAUAAUAGUGAAUUUUAUUACGUUGCUUGAUGGUUUUCGUGAUGUAAUAGUUUGUCAUUUAAGUAUUAUUGUUCAGUGUCAUUCAGUUUCUUAGCCAGUCAGCGCAUAAAUUUUUUUUGUUUAUAUGAUGAUUUUCAAAUUGUGAACCUUAUGUUUUAUCACAAUGGAUAUAUGAUUAUUCAAUAUUUUAUCUAGCUUUAAGUAAUUGUUUUACAAAGCUAGGUAUGCAUUGUAGAUGUAGUUUUAGCUGUAAUGUGUCUGCACAUAUUUGAUUUAAAGCGUAUGGAAAUAAAUAUAUGUGUACUAUAAAAAAA
Messenger RNA from Malaya genurostris, 1331 nucleotides. Its product is annotated as ankyrin repeat domain-containing protein 39. The transcript is spliced from 4 exons. The record is from RefSeq and is a predicted model, not a curated record. Lineage: Eukaryota; Metazoa; Arthropoda; Insecta; Diptera; Culicidae. Bases 197 to 790 code for a protein of 197 amino acids. Gene Ontology annotation, molecular function: protein binding.